AUGUAUACACUGCUACUUGAUAACGAUGGUGUUUCAGAUAUUCCAAGGAGACUUAGAAACUUCGACAUCGAUAUUUUUCAACAAGAUCCAAGACAACUUGCCAACUUUCCAAACAUAACUGGUAACCUGUGCUACCACCAGACAAGUUCAGCCGGAAAUGAAACUUAUCUUUAUAACUGCACUGCCCCUGUGGUCGGUAGAUACAUACGUUUGAUUGUAAGACUUAGUAAUAUUAAUUAUUUACAUGUUUGUGAAAUUGAAGUGCUAGUCAGUGGCUCCAGAUUUGAAGAGAGUUAUUUUAAUAAGAAGGCAAACACACAACUGACAGAGACACCUUUGGACACACUAGUGGUCAACAGCCAGAACGACUGCCUCCAGGAGUGUCUCGGGCGUAGAUCCUCCACAUACUGUACGGCCUUCAACUGGGUCACCUCAUCAAGGUCAUGUCAACUGUUCAGUGUCAACCCCUUCCUAGACCUGACAGGAAAGCUGACAUCUGUCGUUGGAACACACUUUUAUAGUGAAUACAAUUUGCUUUUGUAGAGAAUAAAA
Biomphalaria glabrata is the source of this 552-nucleotide messenger RNA. RefSeq lists its product as uncharacterized. The transcript has 3 exons. The coding region runs from base 1 to 543 and encodes 180 amino acids. The record is from RefSeq and is a predicted model, not a curated record. NCBI's taxonomy places the organism in Eukaryota, Metazoa, Mollusca, Gastropoda, Planorbidae.